Molecule: messenger RNA, 1915 nt
Organism: Sus scrofa (pig)
Lineage: Eukaryota; Metazoa; Chordata; Mammalia; Artiodactyla; Suidae
Gene: SLC36A2
Product: solute carrier family 36 member 2
Biological process (GO): proline transmembrane transport; L-alanine transport; proton transmembrane transport
Cellular component (GO): vacuolar membrane
Molecular function (GO): L-proline transmembrane transporter activity; glycine transmembrane transporter activity; L-alanine transmembrane transporter activity
Source: RefSeq, a predicted model, not a curated record
GAGCAGGAGGAGCACUCCGGGGGAGGUGGGCGGGGCCUCGUUCCAGCUUGGCCAGAGCCUGCUAAGGCACAAGCUGCUGCGCUGGGGCUUGCACCUGACUAGACACCUUCCUGCUCAGUGCAGACUCUGGCAUCACCGGGAGCCCUCUCUUUCUGAAGCAGCCAUGCCCACGGCAAAGAGUGCCAGGGGUCCCCAGGGAGCUGCUGACCUCAAACUGGACCUCAAGCCCCCUCCCAGAAGUGCCAAUAAACAGCAGAACAAGGACUCCGAUUUCUUGGAUGGAAGCCCUUCUGAGUCACCGGGCUCAGAGACGACCAAGGGCAUAACUUACCGGGGCCUCUACUUCAGUUGAGAACCGCAGUGACAACAUCAAAAGCACAAGCAUUCCAGACCUUGGUUCACCUGGUGAAAGGUAACAUAGGCACAGGGAUCCUGGGACUACCCCUGGCUAUGAAGAAUGCAGGCAUCUUGCUGGGCCCACUCAGUUUGCUAGCCAUGGGCUUCAUCUCCUGCCACUGUAUGCACAUCCUGGUCAGGUGUGCCCAGCGCUUCUGCCACAGGCUGAACAAACCGUUUCUGGACUAUGGAGAUACAGUGAUGCAUGGACUAGAAGCCACCCCCAGCGCCUGGCUCCAGAACCACGCACACUGGGGAAGGCGUAUCGUGAGCUUCUUUCUUAUAGUCACCCAGAUGGGCUUCUGCUGCGUGUACAUUGUGUUUCUGGCUGAUAAUUUAAAACAGGUAGUGGAAGCAGUUAACAGCACAACCAACAACUGCCGUUACAAUGAGACAGUGACUCUGACGCCCACCAUGGACUCUCGCCUCUACAUGCUCACCUUCCUGCCCUUCCUGGCGCUGCUGGUUCUCAUCCGGAACCUCAGGGUCCUGACCGUCUUCUCCCUGUUGGCCAAUGUCAGCAUGCUCGUCAGCCUGAUCAUCAUCACCCAGUACAUCAUCCAGGGAAUUCCAGACCCAGGCCAGCUGCCAUUGGCAGCAAAUUGGAAGACCUACUCACUCUUCUUUGGAACAGCGGUUUUUUCAUUUGAAAGCAUUGGUGUGGUUCUGCCCCUGGAAAACAAGAUGAAGGAUGCCCGCCGCUUCCCACUCAUCCUGUCUUUGGGAAUGUCCAUCAUCACUGCCCUGUAUGUCAGCAUCGGAACUCUGGGCUACUUGCGGUUCGGAAAUGACAUCAAGGCCAGCAUAACCCUUAACCUGCCCAACUGCUGGCUGUACCAGUCAGUCAAGAUCCUCUACGUCAUUGGCAUCCUGUGCACCUACGCCCUGCAGUUCUACGUCCCUGCAGAAAUCAUCAUUCCCUUUGCCAUCUCCCAGGUGUCAAAGCGCUGGGCACUGCCUCUGGACUUGUCCAUCCGCCUCGCCAUGGUCUGCCUGACAUGCGUCUUGGCCAUCCUCGUCCCCCGCCUGGACCUGGUCCUCUCCCUGGUGGGCUCCGUGAGCAGCAGCGCCCUGGCCCUCAUCAUCCCGCCCCUCCUGGAGAUCGCCACCUACUACUCGGAGGGCAUGAGCCCCCUCACCAUCAUCAAGGAUGCCCUGAUCAGCAUCCUGGGCUUCUUGGGCUUUGUGAUGGGGACCUACCAGGCCCUGGAUGAGCUGAUCCAGUCCCGAGACUCUCUCACCUUUUCCAACUCCACCCUUUUUAUUCAGUAAAAAAAAGCACUUCUUCUUAUGUACCGGCACCUGACUUUUGAUGAUAGAAAUCUCUUUUAUAUACAUCAUCUAUAUUUUGCCGUUUUACCUCUCUCUGGGCCACAUCACAGUGAAACAAGCACGGACUCACCAGCUACAAGGUCUAUACGGUAAUUUUUAAAUUUUUUUUGUUGUUGUUAUUUAUUUCCUUUCCAUCUCUGGCUUUCCACUACACUGAGAGCUCUUCCAAUGAAGGCUUUUGAGUUGA